CGCAUCCGAAGGGCAUCAUGCUGCAGAAGUUGCUUCAAGGACGAAUGCUUCUCCCACUGAUCCUUGUGACCGGCAUUGGAGGUGGCUUCCAGUACGGAUUCAACAUGUCAUCCAUCAAUGCGCCAUCAGCGUUCAUUAAGGAAUUCAUUGCUGAGACGUGGGUCCAACGCUUUGGAAAAUCGGUGGACGGAACUUCAGUGAAACUGCUCUGGUAUGUCAUCGUCUCGGUUUAUCCAAUCGGAGGAUUGCUUGGAGCCCUAAACGCCGGCCACCUCUCGGUGAAGUACGGGAGGAAGAACGCUUUGCUCUUCAACAACAUUGUGGCCAUCACAGCAUCAAUAAUAAUGAUGUUCAGCAAGAGGGUCCAGUCGUUUGAGAUGAUUCUGGUGGGGCGACUUCUGUAUGGGAUCAAUGCGGGAAUUGGCCUCAACGUUCACAGUAUGUACCUCGGGGAAAGUGCGCCGAAGGAACUGCGAGGCCUGGUGUCCCUGACCCGUGCAAUGUUCGUUGCCUUCGGUAAAUUCAUAGGACAAGUGGUUGGACUCAGGGAGAUUUUGGGAACGGAGACCGCCUGGCCCCUGUUGUUGGCUUUCAGUGGCCUUCCUGCCCUCAUCCAGCUCAUCCUGCUGCCCUGGUUCCCAGAGAGCCCCAGAUACUUGCUGAUCGACAGGGGUGAGAAGGACCUGUGUGUGGACGCUCUCCGCAGACUCUGGGGUCAGGGAGAUUUCUAUGAGGAGGUUCAGGACAUGGAGGCGGAACAAGCUGCAAGCAAAGGCGAGCGAGCAAAGACGGCCCGCGAGCUGUUCCAAGACCGCUCGGUGCGAUGGCAACUCAUCACCAACAUCAUGCUCACCGUCGCAAUGCAGCUGUGUGGCAUCAAUGCGAUCUAUUUCUAUUCUUCUGAGGUGUUCCAGGAAGCCGGGAUUCCGGACUGGACGAUCCCGUACGUGGUGGUGGGGGCGGGCGCCACACUGCUGCUCACGUCAGUGGUCAGUGGAUUGUUCAUUGAGCGCGAUGGGAGAAAGGCCUUGUUGUGGAAAGGGUACGGCCUAAUGACGCUGUGGUCAGCCCUGCUGUGCGUCGCCCUGCCGCUUCAGCAUCAGUUCACCUGGUUGCCGUACUGCAGCAUAUUCCUCAUCUUUGCCUAUAUUUUCAGUUACGGCAUUGGUCCAGCGGGUGUGACCGCAAUCAUUCCCUUUGAAAUCUUUACUCAGCCGUACCGGCCUGUUGCCUUCAUGAUCAAUGGCUCCUUCCAGUGGCUGGGACUCGUCCUCAUGGGAAUGAUCUUCCCAUUUAUUGUGGAGGGAUUGGGCCCAUUCUGCUUCCUCAUAUUCCUGGGCGACUGCUUGAUCAUCGCCGUGUUCGUCUUCAUUAUUUUGCCGGAAACUAAAGGGAAAACUGUUCUGGAGAUCACCGAAGAGUUUCGGAAAAUAAACCGCAAGAGGAUGGGAGGCAGCUCGGUGGCAAUUCGCAGGAAGCUCUCACAGAAUGUUCCAGAGGUCUUUGUCAUUGCUACCAAACUGUAAGAGGUCAGCAUCAGAAGCUGGGACAGAUACAGCCGCUGGAAGGGGGUGGGUGAGAUGCAGCUCUGACCUUGUAACCUUCUGCAGGCUGAAUUUCCAGUCAGUCAGUGGACAUUGUGGAAACUACUUCUACAAUUGGAACCAAAUAAGGGUCAGGCACCAAGGCUCUGAAUGUUGGAUUUGUUAUAUUUUUGAAUUUACAAGGCUCUAAGUAGUCUGACUGCUUUUGCCCUUUGCUGUUAGUGGGUUUGAUUCACUCUGUAUUCUCAGUUGAGUUGUUGGUGUGGGUUGCCAACUUCAAAUGUGAGGAGCCUACUAUAAAUGCGGAAUAAAGAAGUGCCUUCUGCAGUCUCAGGUUGAGCAGAGACAUUUUAUGGUCUGGCAAGUAACUAAUGUAGGAAGCACAGCUGUCAAUGUGUGCAUAGCGAGCUUGCAUAAACAGAAAUGUGAUAAUGGCCAAUCUGUUUUGUUGGGAUAAAAUUUGUCUAGUGAGAAUUCUGCUGCUCCAUGGAGUAGUAUCAUGGGAUUUUUUUUUUGAUACCAUGCAAGAGGGCAAAUGUGCCUCAGUGGUCCUCUGUGCUGAUAGGAGCUUGUUGUGCUUAAGAAUGUGGAGCAGGACAAACUCAGGGUUUGUAAAUCAGGGAGAGGUGCUUCCAUCUGAGCCACAGCUGAGGGGCAAACGUUGGUCACCUGCCGGGGGAGUGGGGUUUUGCUGAGACACGGGUUUUGGUGGUGUCUCUAAAAUCUGAAUAUUCCAAGGUGUUCACUGAGUUGCCUUUAGUCUCUGUUGAUUUGAUUCUGGGUUUUUGUACCAGUGUGUCACAGACAAUAGGAAAAGUUAGAUUCACAAGAAAUGGUUUCAGUAAAAAUGAGCACGAAGCUGUCAAGCUAGUGUACAAAUUUCCCACUAUAUCCUUUAGGGAGGGAAUCCUGCCAUUCUGUGACCACAGUCCUUCACCGCCUUCUGCCAUGGUCUAGGAAGCCUUUUGCUUGUCCGGUUUCUAUAUGCUCCUAAAUGCUAUUCACACCUUACACUGCACAAGCAUUGGCUGGAAACAGAAGAUUCUGAAUUUCAAUAACUAGUUGGCACAUCCCUCCCACUGCUCCCCACUCAAACACAACACCCUCUGAUUUGGACUUGGAGCAGUAGGACAAUGAAUGUCCAUUCCACAUCUCUCCAAAGUUCUACUUCCACUGGUUUCAAUUUGCAGAAAGUCGAAGUCUACAGACAGGAUGAAAACUAAGUGAUCAACAUAGAUUUGGAAAAUUCAGAGUGGGUUUCUCUACUUUGGGGCUUACUUUUUGGGACAUAACUUAAACUUUGAUCGGAGACUUGAGCUGUCUCAAUGGGAUUUCAUUUUUCUGCUCAGCCUUUAGUGAUGUUUGUGUUUGUUGGAGAGGUUUAGGGGCUCAGUGACUUCCUGUGAUUUUAUUUGAGGUUUCUGACAAGGCCUUUCACUGGUCCCACAUGGCGCAGGGAGAACGUGUAAAUUCCACAUAGAUAGGGCAGCACGGUAGUCUAGCGGUUAGCGUGACGCUAUUACAGCGCCAGCGACCGGGGUUCGAUUCCCGUCGCUGUCUGUAAGGAGUUUGUACGUUCUCCCGUGUCUGUGUGGGUUUCCUCCGGGUGCUCCAGUUUCUUCCCACAUUCUAAAAGACGUAUGGUAGGUUAAUUUGGGUUUUAAAAAAAUGGGCGGCGCGGACUCAUUGGGCCAGAAGGGCCUGUUACCACACUGUAAAUAAAUUUUUUUAAAAAAUUUAAAUACUACCUGAGGUCAGACUCGAACCCAGGCCCCUGGAGCUGUUGAGGCAGCACCACUACCUGUGGCACCACUGUGAAUCUGAAUAUUAAGUAAGCCACUGAUAUCAAUAUCCACGGUGCCCUGCGGUUGGAAAAUGGCCAUCACAAUCAGCAAUGGGUACGUUUGACCAGUGAAAAAUGAGACAAUGCUGGCCUUGUUACAAACCUCAAAUAAAAUCACAGGAAGGCACUGAGAUUAUAGGGACACAGUUUUGUUAACAGGUCACCAGUUACUCCUUCCACUACUUUCCCUGUCUUCACUACAAGACACAUUACCUUCACAACGAUCAUACUGCAGAAACCUGUGCUCCUCUCACUUCACCAGACAUUAUAGUGAGGAGAUAAUAAAUGGUAGGCAGAGAAAGACAUUUUCUAAAAAUAUACUAUAUUCAUAAUAUGUACAGUAAAUACAAUUGGACAUGUCCUUCCCUACGUUCAUUCUGUCAGCAGUUCAACACCUUUUCUGACGAAGCAUCAAAACCACUCGCACGCGCAGGUUGAGAGAGAUUAUUCAGCACACUCUUCUUGUUCUUGGUCUCAAGACCAGCUGAUUUCUCGCUUUACCGGCAGUGGUUGUGGUUGUUGGAGGGCAUGCAGGUUCAUGUGAGAAGCCUCAACAACUUAACAUAACUCGUUUACAUUGGAAGGGCAGCCCCACCAUACCUUCAUGGUGAACCUAAGAUGAUGAGUUUACAUUGGCACUGCACGGGGAAUUCCUUCCAAAGAGUUCACUGUGAUUUUCCUUAUGUCAGUAUGUGAGCACUGGGAAGGUACUGGCUGACCUCAACAGGAACUCAAGCCACUUGUUUAUCAUGGAGCGCUCUCUCUAUCUUGCCUUAUAUUUUCAAGUCUAUUUAUUUGACUUAAUAAAAGAUUGAUACAGUUGCCUGUUGAGGACCCAGUGACCUCUGCUGAGAACCUCUCCACAUCAAGAGUACUAGAAUGGGUACUGAGCUGGGGUGGAGUUUCCACUUUCGCGUCAUGCUGUGCUGUAUCCUAGUGCGCCCACUGUACUCCUGAUGUAUUCUGAUCUAUGUUCUGUAUUAAUUGUUUACGGUUUAUUAGUUAAUGUUUUACAAUAUUACUUCAAACUACGACUUUACCUAUUGUGAAAAUAUGUCCAAAAAUAAACUUAC
This is a messenger RNA of Pristis pectinata (smalltooth sawfish), 4460 nucleotides long. Its product is annotated as solute carrier family 2, facilitated glucose transporter member 11-like. The record is from RefSeq and is a predicted model, not a curated record. The transcript has 12 exons. Gene Ontology annotation, molecular function: hexose transmembrane transporter activity. Lineage: Eukaryota; Metazoa; Chordata; Chondrichthyes; Rhinopristiformes; Pristidae. Bases 18 to 1526 code for a protein of 502 amino acids. Gene Ontology annotation, biological process: monosaccharide transmembrane transport. Gene Ontology annotation, cellular component: membrane.